AUGUUAACUUCAAUUCAAAGUAAUCCGAAUACUACACAACCUAAUGAAUUCAAUAUAGAUUCUAUUCCAUAUAGAACAUUUCAACAGUAUACUAUUCAAUCGAAUGAUUUAAACAAACCAACCUUAAAUCAUCAUCAUCAUCAUCAUCAUCAUCAUCCUCCUCCUCAUCAUCAUCCUCCUCCUCUUCAUCCUCCACUUAGUGAUAUUGAUAAUUGUACAUUAAAAUCUAAUUCAUAUUAUACAAAUCAUUCACUUGAUCUACAAUAUAAUAAUCAAUGUAUCGAUUUACAUAAGACCAUGCAGAAUGGAUAUAAUCGAAUGGAUUUUUAUAAGAAACAAUUAAGUACAAAUACUACUACUACUACUAACAAUACUACUCAUAAUACUACUACUAUUACAAAUACUACUAAUAAUAGCAAUAAUAAUGUUUCUAGUUCAUUACGGACACCUAAUUUGAUGACAUCAUCAUCAUCAUCAUCAUCAAUAAUACAUCGAAUGGAUCCUAAAUUAAUACAACAGAAUCGUAUCCAUUUAGAUCAUCUAAUCUAUCAAAUUAAAUUAUUAUUCAUAUGGAAUCUAUUCAUUACAGUGGUAUUAAUUAGUUUAGGAAUUAGUUUCUAUUAUCAUUAUUAUUAUCAAUUUUAUACAAGAUUACAAUUCAUUGAAAAUCAAUUAAUCAAUAAAUUGAAAUAUAUUGAUCAAAUCAAUAAUACUGAUAAUAAUCAUAAUCAUUUAGAUCCAAGUUUAUUAUUGAUUUCUGAUGAUGAAAUGGAUGGUGAUCAUAAGAAGGAUCGUAAUAAUAAUGAUAAUAAUAAUAAUGAUCUGUAUUCAGUAAAGAAAUCUGUUUUAUUGAAAAGUAUACAAAGUAAUAGAUUAUGGCCUUCAGUGAAU
Schistosoma curassoni is the source of this 891-nucleotide messenger RNA. The record is from the annotation of a GenBank genome assembly. NCBI's taxonomy places the organism in Eukaryota, Metazoa, Platyhelminthes, Trematoda, Strigeidida, Schistosomatidae.